Oldenlandia corymbosa var. corymbosa is the source of this 1823-nucleotide messenger RNA. The record is from the annotation of a GenBank genome assembly. NCBI's taxonomy places the organism in Eukaryota, Viridiplantae, Streptophyta, Magnoliopsida, Gentianales, Rubiaceae.
CAAUUAAUUUGCUUACAUGAACAUUCGGAUGAAACAAUGCAUUGCCUGUCUUUGGGAGGAAAUUUCAGUAAUCUGGUUUGCUGUCACAUUCUUUUAAAGUUUCUAGUAGUGAGUCGAGAGAGCAUCUCAUGUAGUACUACUUAAUUAAUUACUUCACGUCACGCUUCAUUCUUACAAUUCGUAGUUUGUCUUUGUUUGAUCUUUUGUCAGUUUACGCAUUUAUAAAACUCCAACCCAAAAUCUCCCAAGUAACAUAACCAACCACUGAGCCACUUAGCAAUUUCUCUUAGGACUUCUUUACCAGCUGCCUAGUGCAAGAAUUCAAAGAAGCUUUUCAUGGAGGCAGAUCUUGUUGGAAAGGCUGAAGCCGAACUGGACUCGAAGAAAUUAGGUAGGCGUUUGGUGUUCUUUCCUGUACCUUUACAGGGCCAUAUAAACCCCGUGAUUCAGCUAGCCAAUGUUUUUCAUUCCAAAGGCUUUAGUAUCACCAUCAUUCACACUGAAUUCAACUCCCUGGACCAAUCAAAAUACCCUGAUUUCACCUUCCACCUGAUCCCGGAUGGCCUGUUGGAGCAUGAAGUUUCUACAUCAGAUGUCACGGUUCUGCUCGCAAAGCUCAACAUCAAUUGUGCGAAUCCCUUACGCCAAUGCUUGGACAGAUUAUUGCAAGAUAAAGGGGAGCCUGUAGCAUGUCUGAUCACUGAUACUAUUUGGUAUUUCACUCAGGAAUUGGCAGACAGCUUCAAUCUUCCUAGGAUUGCAUUCAGGACCACCAGCAUUUGUUCGUUCUUAGCUUUCUAUUCGCUCCCGAUUUUCAGGAAACUAGGAUACCUGCCAAAACAAGAUUCUCAACUGGAAGUGGAAGUGCCUGAGUUUCCACCCCUCAGAGUGAAAGACAUCCCGGCGAUAAAGUCUCGAGAUCCCGAAAAUGUAUUCAGUCUGAUAAGCUGCAUGAUGGAAAAAACGAAGGCAGCAUCAGGGCUGAUCUUCAACUCUUUUGAAGAGCUUGAACAGCAAGAACUGACCAAAGUCGGUGAAGAAUUCCGGAUUCCAACAUUUGCAAUCGGCCCACUUCACAAGUACUUCCCGGCAUCAUCAAGCAGUUUGAUGGAACAAGAUCGGAGUGCAAUUUGCUGGCUGGAUAAACAAGCUCCAAAAUCUGUUAUCUACGUGAGCUUUGGAAGUAUUGCAGAAAUGGAUGAGACCCAAUUGUCAGAAGUGGCGUGGGGAAUAGCCAAUAGUUUACAGCCUUUCUUAUGGGUGGUUAGGCCUGGAUUGGUACAGAACUCGUCAGGUCUGGAGAACUUAUUGCCAAAUGGUUUCUUGGAGGCUGUGAAUGGAAGGGGAUAUAUUGUGAAUUGGGCUCCACAACAGGAAGUAUUAGCUCAUCCGGCGGUUGGAGCUUUUUGGACACAUUCGGGCUGGAAUUCUACACUGGAAAGUAUAUGUGAAGGUGUUCCAAUGAUCUGUUCCCCUUUUUUUGGGGAUCAACUGGUAAACUCUCGAUUUGCGAAUGAUGUCUGGAAAAUUGGCCUGCGUUUGGAAGAGGGCCUGAAGAAAGGGGAAAUAGAAAGGGCAAUCAAAAGACUAAUGGAUGAGAAAGAAAGUGAAGAAAUAAGAAUGAGGGUAUCAUCUUACAAAGAGAAGAUCAAUGCCUGUGUGAAAGAAGGUGGUUCUUCGCAUCAGUCAGUACAGAGCUUCAUUGAUUACAUCUUAUCAAUUUGAUCUUGGGAUUUUCCUUCAUUAUCUUAGCUUAAAUUAUUGUAAACAAUCCCUGCCAUAUAAUUUUUGAAUAAAUAAAAAAACUUGUGAGAUCAACUUGA